GUCAUGGAGUGUAUUCAGGCAGCCAUUGAAAGGCGAGCAUCAGAGGGACUACAACUUGAGCUGUUCACAGAUGAUCAUUUUGGACUUCUCUCAGAUAUUACGAGGAUACUUCGUGAGAAUGGUUUAUGCCCCAAAAGGGCAAAAAUUUCGACAAAGAAUGGGAAAGCAAGACAUAGUUUUAUUGUCACAGAUGUGUCUGGCAACCCUGUUGAGCCUAAAACUAUCUAUUUGAUCCGGCAGCAAAUGGGACAAACCGUGAUACAGGUGAAAGGAAAUUUAAGCAUGUCUCCGAAAUUUCCCCAGGAGACAUCAAGAAGUUUCCUUUUUGGGAGCUUUUUCAAAUGCCCUAGUUUCCAAAAUUCUAGACUCAUCAAAUCCCUUUCAUGAUAUGCGUUUGCAGACAUUGCAAAAUCGACAGGACAAGUUCCUUGAAGGACUCCAUUUCAGUGGGACCAUAAGUGACUUCAAAGCUAAUUGUUAGUUUACAUGGCUUGUGUACAUCUAUUGUACAGAUUGCAUUGGGUUUGUAAUAGAGAUAGAAUGAUUGUAGAGAUGAAGAUCAUUAAUGAAAAGAAGCAAAUAUGUUUUAGCAAUGA
Molecule: messenger RNA, 596 nt
Organism: Populus euphratica (Euphrates poplar)
Lineage: Eukaryota; Viridiplantae; Streptophyta; Magnoliopsida; Malpighiales; Salicaceae
Exons: 2
Coding region: 4-387 (127 amino acids)
Source: RefSeq, a predicted model, not a curated record